AGCUCGGCGGCGGCGGCGGCGGCGGCGGCGGUCGUGGCUGCCGUGGAGCAGGCCGGACCCCCACGCUCGCUGGCGGAGCUUCCCCGAGCGCUGGACGAACGCGGAGCCGCUGUGUGGGGCAGCCUCCGCGUCGGGGCUGACAGCAGGACAGGUGCGGGCAGCGCGGGGACCGAGCUGCAUCCAAGCUUCAUUAUGUAUCAGAAAAAUGAAAAAGCAGAGGAAAAUUCUAUGGAGGAACAGAAUCCAUGUAGCUUUUUCUGAGAAAUGGAAUACUGGGUUUGGAGUCUUUAAAAAAUUCUAUCUUCACCAACACUUGUACAUUCUGAAAACUAAGUUGGGAAGGCCAAUUACUUAUAAUAGACUGUUAAGACAAUUCCAGAAUAAAAAGAAGGACCUUCAAAUCCAGAAAUCGUGGAUCCAGGAUGAACCACUUUGUGCUAAGACCAAGCCUCGUGUGGCUGCUGAGAAUGUUAGUGCUUUUUCCUCGAAAGUGAAAAGAAAGGACUGUAAGCCCUUAAUCUCUUCUUCAAGGAGUCUCUUGAAAGUCCAAACAGAGAAAUUGCUGUCAUCAGCUAAGAACUCUGACUAUGAGCACUGUGGAGAGAGAAGUCUCUUGGAAGCAGUUGCUGACUUGCCAGCAAAUGGUCUUUUAAGUCAGGCCAGUGGUCGCAGACCUAGGAAGGAGCCACAAGCUUCUGACUUUCCCAUGAAGUUCCAAGGGGAGAGCCAAAGUCCAGGUGAGAGUGGCACGAUUGUGGUCACCUUGAGCAACCAUAAGAGAAAGCGCUUUUGUUAUGGUUGCUGCCAAGGGCUGGAACAUCACAGGAAUGGGGUCCCCCUGAUUCCAAAAAAGUUUCAACUUAAUCAACAUAAGAGAAUAAAGGUGUCUCCUCUUAUGAUGUUUGAGAAAUUAUCCAUGAUCAGAUUUCGGUACAGGAUUCUGAGAUCCCAGUACUUUAGAACGAGAGGCAAAGUUUGCAAACUGAGGAAAGCCCAGAGAAGCUGGGUACAGAAGGUCACUGGGGACCAUCAAGGAACACUUAGGGAUAACAGUGAGGGUGGCACUUGUAGUCCAUUCCCUUCUCCAGAAGAGAAAGACACUUCUUGCUGGCAUCAGCCGUACUUUCCAAAUAUGGACAGCAGUGCUUUGGUGAAGGGGAAGAACUCCCAUGUGCCUGAUGGCCAAAUUAAAGGAAACCCUUUUUUGGGCAAGGAGCAUCAUUUAGAUGAAGCAUUCUCUGACCAACAAAAUGGCAGUGCUCCAUACACCUGGGACCAGUCACCCUGUUCCUCUCCAAAGUGGGAGUGUGCAGAGCUGAUUCAUGAUACCCCCUUGUCAGAACAUCAUUCUGGUAACAUGUUCAUCUCGGAAACUGAAGGAGAGACUGUGACUUUGGUUCAGGAAAAUCAAACAAGUGCCGAGAGUGAGGACAGAAUACCACUGUCAGUGUCUGAGACAGACAAAUCUGUGAGUCAUGUGGAUGGGCCUGUGUCUGAAGAAACUGGCCCCCAUGAAAACUCACAUCACAUGGAAGAGGAUGGGUCUCUCAAGCAGAAUAUUCUCAGUUCUAAGUUGCUGGACCACCCUUACUGUAAAAGUCCACUGGAGGCUCCGCUGGUGUGCAGUGAACUCAAGGUAGAGAACCAAGUGGGAGGUGGGAAGAACAGUCAAAAAGCAACUCCAGUGGAUGAUGAGCAGCUGUCCAUCUGCCUUUCUGGAUUCCUAGAUGAGGUUAUGAAGAAGUAUGGCAGUUUGGUUCCACUCAGUGAAAAAGAUGUCCUUGGAAGACUAAAAGAUGUUUUUAAUGAAGACUUCUCAAAUAGGAAACCAUUUAUCAAUAGGGAAAUCACAAACUAUCGAGCCAGACAUCAAAAGUGCAACUUUCGCAUCUUCUACAAUAAGCACAUGCUGGACAUGGAUGAUCUAGCCACCCUGGAUGGUCAGAACUGGCUGAAUGACCAGGUCAUUAACAUGUACGGUGAGCUGAUAAUGGAUGCAGUUCCAGACAAAGUUCACUUCUUCAACAGCUUUUUUCACAGACAGCUGGUAACCAAAGGAUACAAUGGUGUAAAAAGAUGGACUAAAAAGGUGGAUUUGUUUAAAAAGAGUCUUCUGUUGAUUCCUAUUCACCUGGAAGUCCACUGGUCUCUUAUUACUGUGACACUCUCUAAUCGAAUUAUUUCAUUUUAUGAUUCCCAAGGCAUUCACUUUAAGUUUUGUGUAGAGAAUAUAAGAAAGUAUUUGCUGACUGAAGCCAGAGAGAAAAAUAGACCUGAAUUUCUUCAAGGUUGGCAGACUGCUGUUACAAAGUGUAUUCCACAACAGAAGAAUGACAGUGACUGUGGAGUCUUUGUGCUCCAGUACUGCAAGUGCCUCGCCUUAGAGCAGCCUUUCCAGUUCUCCCAGGAAGACAUGCCCCGGGUGCGGAAGCGGAUCUAUAAGGAGCUGUGUGAGUGCCGACUGAUGGACUGAAUCUCUGCAAGGACUCUGGGAAGUCUGGCCUAGUUGGAACAGAUGGUUUGUUACUUGAAUCUCCAAACACUUAUUUGAAUUUUUACAGAUGUUUCAGAUCAGUGGUGUUGGGCCACUAUUGUUACCUCAAAUUUAUUUUCUGCCCUUAUUCUUUUCUCCAGCUAUAUCAUGUAUUAUUUUUUAAUGUUCAGUUUGGUUUCAUUUUUAAUUUUAUGGAUUUCGCGCGUCUCCCCUCCCAUAUUUAAUAUUUAUUAUCCAAACGCAUGCAUAUAGACAGAGCAUGCAGUGAAGAGUAUUAAAAAAAAAAGCCUAGUAGAUUUGGUGCAGCUUUUGAAACUUAGUUAGACAUGAACUGAAUACAGGUUGAAAAUUUAAUCCCAGAACCUAAAAAUGCAAGAUGUUUUUGAUACAAAAUAACUCUGUAGAUGUUCCCUGCAACAUAAAGGGAAGCCAGGAGUGGUGUUGACAAAGCCAGUCCUAUUUUACCAGGAGCACCUGUCGCCAACUUCUCUCUCCAAGGGAAUCUCAGUACAGAUGCAUUCCUGUGUAAGAGUGAGGUGAAAAGUGACUGAACUGACGGGGUGUUCUGUUUAUGGAGGCAUGCUUGUUAAGCGCACAGUGCCUGCUUUGGGAAGCACUGAGUAAGGAAGUAAGGUAUGACAAAAAGAUAGUGACCUUGUGGGCCAGUUAUCUUAACAAGUGAGAUUUUGAGAAUUAUGAUACAUAGCUUAAAUCUCAAAAAGGAUUUUGCUGGGACAUUGAAUUGCCUGGCUUUCUCUGGGUUUGACUUGUUAAAAAUCUUACCCAUCAAAUUAGUGGUCAAAUAAGAAUUCAGCCUUUCUAUUGAAAGAUUUUCAAAUCGUCACUUCAUCUUACCACCUGAGUGGAAGAAAUUGUGAUUUACCAAAUGCAAUUCUAUUUCAAGGGUUUCAGAAAUAAGAACAUCCAAAAUUGAAGGCUGAUUUCAGGUCUUUGCAGGUGGGAUGAGAACAGGGAAAGUCACAGAUUGUAGUAAAUGUCAUAGAGGUUCUCCCAUCCCUGUUUCUUCAGCCUUGCAGCAACAUGGGAGGCGCGCUUGGCUGCUGAAGGACCGUCCUAACAUCCCAGCACAGGGCUCCUCCCCGCCUGUGGAACCUCGACACCCCGGAAAAGCCUGUUAAAGUGGUCCUGAACUUACCCCUGAACUGCAUUAGGGUUAAUGUGGCCUUCUAUGACAUAUUUGAAAGGAAAUAAGGGAGGAAGUGUAUUAAACCUAUUCAGUUAUCUUUUCUGAACUGGGGAGGGAAGCAACGAAUGUAUAUAAGAAUCUCAGAAGCUUGUUUAGAAAAAUAACCAGGUAAAUAGCAGAAAAUACUUGAACUUCAAUACUUUGACUUAGGUAUGAGAUGUUGAAAAGAAAGGGCUGAGAUGUUUGGUUUACCUUGGCCCUGAGGGGCAGCUGAGGGUUGAGUCAGACCAUGUUUACACAUAGGGUUCUUGAUACUAGUACUGAUCCUGGGAAACAGCCUCUGCACCUCUGGCGUCCUCUAGACUCCAACUCCUUAGCAUAAAACCAGGUCAGUAUUUCUUAACUGUGCUUCAGGUGGUUAAAAAGUAAGAGUGGAGGCACUUCAUGCUGUUACAGGUAGGGUUGUGUCAGCAGUGGGAAAAAUGACAAUUUGAAAUGAGGAAGAUGUCUUGCUGAAGUUUCCAGAGAUAAUCAUACCAACAUGAGCUUUGUUUCACAAUUUGUGUGCAAGAUAUCUGCCUCUCAUCUCCCCCUGCCCAUCCACAACCCACCUGGAUAUACCAAAGUAGCCCAUAACACGGCUAUGGACAUGAAAUGUCUUUGUGAUUUCAAAGUGAGGCAGUAGCUCAUUUCCUCACGGACAUCCCAGCCAUACCGGACAUGGAAUUGUGUUUCUGCCACCGUCUAAAUGCUCAGAGCUCAAGUUGCCAUUUCCAGUAACCUGAGAAACGGUCCAUGUCAGCCCUGAGGCCUGCAGGGAUGAGUGUAGAGACCCUUAAGUGAAUUCUCCAAGUGCAGUUACUUUUUCACGUCCAGCUUAAUUGGGCACCUUAAAGUGUGAUGCCCAGCAUGGUUUAGGCUAUGUUGUAUUUUAAAAGUCUGUUUUACAGGUGUGUUUUCUUGUCAUUUAUGAAACUUGGUUUUAGUACAAACAGUUACUUUCCUCUUAUAAUUAGGUAUAAACCGAAACCUUUAUUUAGCUCAAGUCCUAAAUAGGAUAUCUUUUGUCCUGAUGUUUGCAAUAAUUGCUUCCUGCAAUAAAGCUAUUUUUGAAACAUUCCCUGGGCUGUUGGUGAAAGAGACAGGCAUUUCUUUACUGUUAUUUGCUUGGCACUGAACUGUUAGCUGCCCACAACGUAGGCAACCCUUAUGCAGUUGGGAUUGAAUGUAGACCUUGUACAAAAUAAAAGCUAAUUACUAAGUCCUUCAGCAAGCUGCCCAGUCCUCUAAUGAGCAGAUUUACCAGGUGACAUAGUUGCUUCUUUGCAGUGGCCAUUCCUUUUAUUAAAAGUGUAACAAUGAAAAUAAGGUUUUAUUCAACUUUUAGUUAAAUUUAUGUAUAGAGACAACUUUCAGGUAGCAUUAAGGAUGGAAAAGAAGCAUUUGCUGCUAAUAAUCCCCUCAGUUUUACCCUCCUCCCCCUGAUUUCCAGCUUUUGCAUUAUUUUUUCUACUUAGCCUUGAAUAUGAGUGACAUGGUCAUCUUGAAUUUAGAGUUGGAAUAAGACAGUAACAGAACUAAUGGGAUGCAGUCGAUACUAGCCUAAUCUGGUUUCCCUUUCUUUCUACUGUUGUGGUUCAUUGCUUCCGUGGGUUGCAAGGAUUUGGGAGCCUGGGGGUGUCGUCCUUUCAGGCAAGAACAGUGUACUGGGAGUGUGCUUACUUAUGUCAAGAAACCAAGUUAGCAGUUACGAAGCACAUGUUAUGCACUAGCUCUGCCUCCUGACCUGUAGAGGACUUGAGGAAACCAUCAAAGUGCUUAUUACAUUGAGUGUUGCAAAAGCGGACCUAAACCAGUUGUUCACUUAAAUGGUACCUGUUGGUCAAAAAAGAAUUUAUUUAAAGAUUAUGAUCAUGUAAAAUUACAGUACUCAACCCUUAUAGCAAAAUAUUUUUUGAAAAAUAAACUAAAUGCCUUUAUAAA
Ochotona curzoniae (black-lipped pika) is the source of this 5624-nucleotide messenger RNA. RefSeq names its product SUMO specific peptidase 5 (gene SENP5). Gene Ontology annotation, molecular function: deSUMOylase activity. The transcript is spliced from 10 exons. Bases 206 to 2473 code for a protein of 755 amino acids. NCBI's taxonomy places the organism in Eukaryota, Metazoa, Chordata, Mammalia, Lagomorpha, Ochotonidae. Gene Ontology annotation, biological process: protein desumoylation. The record is from RefSeq and is a predicted model, not a curated record. Gene Ontology annotation, cellular component: nucleus.